Messenger RNA from Python bivittatus (Burmese python), 1491 nucleotides. The record is from RefSeq and is a predicted model, not a curated record. Lineage: Eukaryota; Metazoa; Chordata; Lepidosauria; Squamata; Pythonidae.
AUGGACAAGGAACUAGAGUUGCAACUGGAAAGUCAUGAGAGAAGCCAGUCAAAUAGUUGGAAUCGGGAAAGUUCAUCCUCCAUGGAUGCCGAGAUGCAAGGCUUUCUUGCCCAAGAAGGAAAAAUAAAGGAAAAGUAUACUGGAAAAUGUGUAAGACUAUUAAAAGACAAAUUAGUUGUAAAUGAACACUCUCCAACCCAAACCAAAGGAGAAGAUUCUAUCUGCAGAGACAACAGAAAAAACCACAAUUGUACUUUCACUCUUUCCUGUGAAAAUGGGUCCCUUACGUCUCAUAAAAGGAUCCACACAGGGGAAAAGCCAUAUAAGUGCAUGGAGUGUGGAAAGGUUUUUAUUCAGCAGUCUAAUCUGAAUUCCCAUAAAAGGACCCACACAGGGGAGAAACCAUAUAAAUGCAUGGACUGUGGAAAGACUUUUCGUCGGAACAAUAAUCUUACUUCCCAUCAUAAAAGAAUCCACACAGGGGAGAAACCAUAUAAGUGCCUGGAGUGUGGAAAGAGCUUUACUACUAGGAGUGAACUUACUACCCAUAAAAGGAUCCACACAGGGGAGAAACCAUAUAAGUGCCUGGAGUGUGGAAAGAGCUUUACUACUAGGAGUGAACUUACUACCCAUAAAAGGAUCCACACAGGGGAGAAACCAUAUAAGUGCCUGGAGUGUGGAAAGAGCUUUACUACUAGGAGUGAACUUACUACCCAUAAAAGGAUCCACACAGGGGAGAAACCAUAUAAGUGCCUGGAGUGUGGAAAGACUUUUACUCAAAAUGCUAAACUUACUUCCCAUCAUAAAAGAUUCCACACACAGGAGAAACCAUAUAAGUGCCCGGAAUGUGGAAAGAGCUUUACUACUAGGAGUGAACUUACUUCCCAUAAAAGGAUCCACACAGGGGAGAAACCAUAUAAGUGCCUGGAGUGUGGAAAGACUUUUACUCAAAAAGGUACACUUACUUCCCAUAAAAGAAUCCACACAGGCGAGAAGCCCUAUAAAUGCACUGAGUGUGGAAAGAGCUUUACUACUACGACUGAACUUAUUUCUCAUAAAAGGACCCAUACAGGGGAGAAGCCAUAUAAUUGCAUGGAGUGUGGAAAGAGCUUCUCUCAAAAUACAACCCUUAUGUGUCAUAAAAGGAUCCACACAGGGGAGAAGCCACAUAAAUGCAUGGAGUGUGGAAAGAGCUUCAGAAUGAGGAGUCACCUUAUUGACCAUAAAAGGAUUCACACAGGGGAGAAGCCAUAUAAGUGCAUGGAGUGUGGAAAGAGCUUCUCUCAAACUGCAUCCCUUAUGAAUCAUAACAAGAUCCACACAGGGGAGAAGCCAUAUAAAUGUAUGGAGUGUGGAAAGAGCUUCAGAAUGAGGAGUCACCUUAUUGACCAUAAAAGGAUCCACACAGGGGAGAAGCCAUAUAAGUGCACAGAGUGUGGAAAGAGCUUUACUACUAGCAGUCACCUUAUUUCUCAUAAAAGGACCCACACA